Molecule: messenger RNA, 1850 nt
Organism: Geodia barretti
Lineage: Eukaryota; Metazoa; Porifera; Demospongiae; Tetractinellida; Geodiidae
Source: the annotation of a GenBank genome assembly
CACUAGCUCCAGCUCCACAGCUUCCGCAGCUGAGCUCUCCACCACUUCCAGACUGACUGACUUCAGCUUAUCUCCACUUACAACCUGGUCUGUGUUUCUGAACUCUACCAUAGACUGCAGUUGGUUCAAGACAGAAUCUGCUGCAUCCUGCAACCACAGUCAUUCUCAUUCUCAACUGACUGUUGGUAGCUUGAGUUUUACCUUCAGUAGCUGGGUGUCUACAUAAACAAUGUCCAUGAAAUGGAUGGGUGGUUGGUGUUUCCGCCAUACCCACUUAACUGGGCUACUAAGAAUACCAGCCCCCCAGGAAAGCCAACCCUGCUCAUUUGCACUCUCCAACAGGUCUUGAAUCAGACACAAUUGCCUUCGCUGUCUCAUCACAUCUAGCACUUGUUUCAGGCAGGAGGGCGUCUGUCCUCUCCACUGCAAUCUACCGAGCAACGGUUAUCAUAGCAUGGGGCCACUGGGUGAAAACGCAACCUUUCAGCUAUCUCUCGGACAGAGAACACCGGCCGGCGGGUGGCACGACUGACACUGUGGAUCAGUGAGCUCCAAAACUGAACCUUCUGCUCCUCCAGGGAUAGACUCGACGAGGCAGCAGUUGGAGGGAAAGAGCCAAGGAGGAAAUGCAUCCGAUCUUCAUCUUCCCAGUCUGCCGGGUAAGCCAAGUCACCACUAGUAGCACUCGCCGACGUCAUCUUGAAAAUCUUCGCACACUCUUGUAGGCGGGGCCAGAAGAUGUUGCUUGCUGGAGAAGUUGCACUUGUAACCGGCGCCGCUAGAGGUAUAGGGCUGGCUACUGUUCGUCUGAUGCUUCAACACGGAGCAAAGGUUGGCUUGGCGGACAUUGACGAGACAGUGGGUGUGGCCACAUGUAGUGAGCUCCAGAAAGAAUUCAGUAGAAAUGCUGCUACCUUUAUCCCUACGGACGUGACGGACUCGAUGCAGCUGAGACGGAUGUUUCAAACAACCAUCAAAGAAUUUGGGAAAGUCAGCAUUGUCUGCAACAAUGCUGGAGUGGCUGAUGAGCAAAACUGGAAGAAGAUGAUAGCAGUGAAUAUGGUGGCAAUGAUGGAGAGCACACACCUAGCUGUGGAGUUCAUGUCCCACACCCGAGGUGGAGAAGGAGGUGUCGUCAUCAAUGUGUCUUCAAUGGGCGGCAUUCUUCCCAUGCCCUUUGGCCCAAGCUACAGUGCCAGCAAAUUUGGGAUAGUGGGUUUCACAAGAAGUAUGACAGAGUGUUUGGAGCGUGAUGGGAUAAGGGUCAACUGUGUAUGCCCUGAAUUCACGGACACUGCUAUGCUAGCAACCGCCAGCAUGACUAGUGAGCAGCUGGAGAUGGUUCAGAGUGUGGGGAUCUUGCAGCCAGAGCAAGUGGCAGAAGCCAUCCUCCAGCUUGCCACAGACAGUUCAAAGGCCGGAGCUGUCAUGACUGUUACUAUGAAAAGAGGAAUUGACUUUUUUCUCUUUCCUGGAGACCCAGGUUAUAGCAGCAAAAAAUCAAAGUUGUAAAUAUUUCGAGAUCAUUCAGUCUAGUCUAGAGUAGGGAUCAGGUGUGAUCACUUGGUAACCCGAGCCUUCUGAGCAAACUCCCACAGCUGUUUCUUCACCUGCACACCAUUGGCUUCAUAAUUAUAGAGACCUCCUGUUGACAUGUACAUACACUGACAGAAACACACCUUGUCAUCUGUGACCUUGAAAUUCUGCUGGAUAUAAUUGUUAAACUUGUCCAACUUCUUUGGUAAAUUUGGAGUCUUUUGAAAGAAUAAUUCGAUAAAAAGUUUCUAGGAAAAGUGAAUUGCCUACCUUCUUUAGCUUCUCCUUCAUGUCUCCCAUGUUCAUGGGUAACU